GGGAAACAAUUCUGGUUUAAGUAGCGGAGGGAUUUUCGAAAUAUUUCAGCAUUACCUACGGUAUUUCGUGUAAUGCCACGGAAACAUUCAGACAUCUCGUAGAGGUUUAGUGGGUGAAUAUACCCGCUUUAGUUCAAAUAGUCAGGCUCUGAUUUUAAUGGCAAAUUUGGUGCCGACCGACGACCAUUACCACAUUUGGCUAGGUAGCUAACACGGAACGGUUAAAUCUGAUUUGUUCGGCUUUUAAUGUAACAACGCAAACAUUAAAGCUUAUACGUAGUCAAGUGCAUAUUUAACGAUUAUAUGUUUUAUUAGUUCGUCUUCCCAAUAUUUUCUGAAAGUGUCAUUCCGAGAAGGAGAUGUUUGAAGAUGGAGCUGAAGUUGGAGGUUGUUUUGUCAUCUAGCAUCAAACGGAAGAAACCAUGGCCGCGAUUCUGCUGGCUUGGGCAGGAAAAGGAGUCUGUUUUUCUGUUAGAUGACAAACGGAUUAGUGAGAUCAACAUGGUGUCAGGUCGCACCAAGAAACGGACGCCUAAACUCCAUUCUUUGCUUAGCAGUGUGGUGAAAAUGGCUUCAUCUCACAAUGGGAUGUGGCUGUGUGGACUUUUGGUGUCAGGAGAAUUAUUUUUGUGGAACAGGGAUAAAGAUUUACUAAAAACUGCAACAGGAGUGGACGAAAUAGCUCAUAUGAUCAACUCUGCUCAAGGAGAUUCUCUAAAGUUGUGUCUUCAGGUUUCAUGUGAUGGGAUGAGGGUGCUUCUGGCUGCCAUAUCUGGGCAGGUGUUCCUGUGGGAGUGCACAGAGGGGAGGUAUUUUCUUCCAGGCCUGCGAGACGGCCCUGUCAAAGGACGGUGGGCUCAUUUGCUGCCGCUCAAAGAGACCAUUUUGCCUUCUACAAAAGAUAAAGAAGCAUCCCAGCACACCAUCUUUGUAAACACAGAGGUUAUGGCUGACAUUUGCUUAUCAGCAUUUGUUUUCACCUCUGGGAAGCAGCUUGUUGUCACCAUUCUAAAAAUUCAGUGGAGCCAAGGCAGUGUGAGGAUUGGUUCAGUUGGUUACAAUAUACAAUGGUCUACCAAAAAAUACCCCAUGUCUCACCUGUGCCCACCAUGCCAGCCAGUAAAGUCCAGAGGGGCCUUGUUGCCAGCGUUCUCUCCAGAUGGACGCCUGUUAGCCAUCGUGCUGAACCAGAGGAAACCAAAGGACACACAGGUCCUUUUUGUGAGCACACAGAAUUUUGUUUCAGUAUCAAGCGACCUAGGAGGAUGUGGAAGCAAGAAAAUGGACAUCCCUUCAAAAUAUGUCAGGUCCUACUGGGUCGGCAGUGUUAGCUGGUCAGCUGAAGGCCUGUUCUUUGCCUGCGUCUUAAAGAGGGGCUCCCUCUUGAUGUUGGCUCGCCUCGGUGGGCUUCUCACCCUGACGAGCUCUGGCUGCAAUGUUGACUUUGGUCCUGCGCAAUUCCUGCCCCUGCAUCCGCUGGUCACUUACAGACCCUCGCUGUCUGCAGAGAAUGGAGAAAUUUGCAGCUCGAGCCUGUCUGUACGUGAUCUCCUGAGGCAGCGGUUUUCAGUCACCUGGCAUCCGCGACUUCUAUAUCUCAUUGUGUCCGACGGCUACAUGGCCACAGUUAUGAAGGUGCAGGACAGACAUUCGCCGGCCCUGUUCCUGAAGGCACUGCUAAACGAAACCUGCAAGGAUCUUGAGAAAGCCAGCUGCCAACUAGAAAAAUCCCAGGUCCAUGUGAAGGCUUGGCUGGAGUCCAUGUCUUGGUUUAAUUCAGACAGCAGCCUUGAGGAGCUCAGUGCCACUGUUACAUGUCGACCUAAAGGGUCAGAAUCCACCAAUCCAGCAGCGAAAGAUCCAACCAGGCUGCCGCUUUUCCUGCAGGACCAGCAGACACUGGGUGGCACCAAGGAGCUUCUUGAAAGCAUGCAGGCUUUCUUUGAAGAGGAGUCGGAUUUAGAAGGACUUCCUGCUGGUUCUCAUGUGCUGGACGGAGGCCGUUUGGACUUUGCUUCAAUGUUUGACACUCUCCAUGCUAUGGACAGUCACAGUGAAUUUGUUGUUGAUACAAACCAUAAGAGCGGACAAACAGAGAAGAAGAAUCCUCUUUACCUUGAGCUGGGGAAGAUUCAGAGGAAGCUGCUCACUGCUUGGGCUUUUGCCAUGUCAGUAGGAGAUGCAGUUGAACACAGAGUUCAUCUUCUGAAGCAUACGCUUUGCUGUGUGGUUUGGUUUGCCGCUUUACUCCAUUUGGUCCCCCCAAGAGGAAAGAAUACCUCUGUUUUUGCACGCUUGCUUCACCUCAUAAAAUCUCUCCUGUCUUUCCUUUCUUGGGACAGCCCUUCCUCAGAUGGCCAACACUGUUUGGGGCUGAUGGUGGAGUUUAGUGAAUGGAUAGUGCGCCUUCUGCUGACCCCUCAGCCUGACAUCCACCUGACUGGGCAUUGCCUUGUGUCAUCUCAGAGUUUGUCCAGAAUACUGCAAAUCUUGCUUUUGGUCUCAGAUUCUCUUGACUGCACUUAUAGCUUAGAGCAGAAAACCGAUUGGUCUUCGGAGGAGGAGUUUUCAUCUUCUCAGCCGCAUCUCUGGCCUUCAGAUGUUCACGAUGUACCUCUGCUGCAGGAUGUGAAUAAAGACGGAUCCGGUUUUGAACAUCAGGCGUUACCUUUUCCUCAGCGACCUUCGAGCAGAUUGGUGGGAGUGUGGCAGCUAGUGUACGAUAUAACUCAGCAGUAUACAGAGGAACUGAAAAGGUUUAAAGGCUUUGAUGGCUUGGAGGAAGAGGAGCAAAGACUAUCUGUGAUCACAUCCCAGAUCCAGACAACUCUGCAGGCAACAGGAGAAAAUCUAGAAGAGGGCCAUUCCCUACUGAGUUACCAAGGUGAGCACCUUUUCCUCUGUGGCUUGUUCUCACUAAGUACACAGAUGUUACGAACACAAAUCUGUCAAGAGGCCAGCAAAGGUGGUAACCGUAGUGUCUUCCAGGAGACGCGCCUUUGUUUGGCACUGCUGUAUAGUCUGUUAUCCCAGUACCAUCUGAGAGAAGCCCAGGAGUUUGGGGACCACAUGGCUCAACUGAUUCUGCUUAAAGCUGGAAACCAGACUGACAACUGGACUUGCAAUUCAGAUCCUCUUCCUUGCCCCUGGCUGCCGAUGGACCUUCCCAGUGAUGCUGUCCGUGCAGUAGUUCAGGCCCUCGGAAGAUUUAUGGCCUCUUACUUCACCAACCAGCCCCUCUUCAUUCUGCCUGCUCAUAAUGUGGCCGUCCUGCCUCCACUUCACCUGCCUCACGCCUCAAGUAUCGGCCGUUUGGUGCCUCUGUACCAGGAAGAAGUGGCUAAAGCAGUUCGACAGCAACACCUGUCGGAGGUAUGGACGGUGGACUACGCCCAUGACUUGCUGCUGUUGGGGGGUCUUCUGCCUGAGGCUGUGUGGUUGGCAUCUCAUCUGGGUGACUGGAAAACUGCAGUGACCCUAAGUCUGGCCUACACCAGUUACUGCACAAAACAUUUUGACUUUACUCAGCUCAGACGGAGAGAUUUUCUCCUGCCAACAGAGUUACAGCCAGAAAGCAUUUUUCAGGCUGAGCUGAGGAGUCUUCUUGGCAGCAAGACUGAUUCAUGGGAGUGGACUGAUAAAGAUGGGAAUGACUGCUUUACAGAUCCUUUAGAAGGAGAAGAUUGGGAGUUAUUACAGGCUUCUGUGCACGAGAUUCUGAAAGCUUCAACCAUGGCAGGAGUGAAUGUCAUGUCGUUUCCUUUGUCAACCUUCCUGGACAAAGCUAAAUACAUGUGCUCUUCAAUGCCUACGUUGGUACCCACUGAAGUGUACCUACCUUCUCCACCUCUGUAUUGCCCACAGCCCUCUCCAAACACACAGGACCAAAUGGGUGAAACAGAGGAGUUUGCUGAAGUUGUUUGUCGUCACAAAGUUUCCAGAGUUCUCCAGAGAUUACUCCUACUUCUGAGUUCUGCACAUUGUAGCCGUCCGGCUGCACAGUGGUACAUCAGUCGUCUGCGGCGAGCUAGACACAUCCUACACAAGAUCCAGAACAAGUAUUCCUAUCCAUCAGCUGCUCAGGAGGAAAAUACUUUUCCUGAGGGACUGAUGAAGAUGAUCAGCCGUUCUGGAUACUUUAGACGGGACCCUAAAAAAGACGGUCACCUGGACCCUGAUACCAUCCAAACCAUCAUUUGUUUCAGAGAGCUAUGUGCUUUAUGCUGGAUGCUUCAUGUCAGGGAUCAGCUGUCCCUUCACUGCAGGAAGUAUCAAGCUGCUAGACAAUGUGGCGGAGAGGAAGCGAUCCCUGAGGAUUCACAAGUAAAUUCAUUCAUAGUUGAUGCUCUUCACUGGGCUUGUCGUCUUUUGCCUUUCACUCACUUCCUCGGUGGUGAGGAGGUCCUUCAGGACAUAAUGCUCAGUCUUCUGUCGGAAUUACCUCCAGUGUCCUUGGUGGCGGACACGCUGGUUCGGGCCUUUCCGCAGGAGGAAGAGUCGGUCAGAGUGUCUUUAAGAGAGAAGUAUAACUUGCUGCUACAGAGACUGGGCCAGUGCAACCUUCUCGAAGGGGCAGAAGACGGGAACGAGUCAAUGAUGAUUUUUAUUCAAGACAGAAAAAGACACAGGAGGAAACAUUUGGCGCGACUUCAGAGGCACUUGGCCCCACCUGUGCUCCAUCUAUGGGAGAAAGCAGAUGAACAAGAGGGCAGAGGGGGAAGAAAUGACAUGGCCACAUUAGGGCAACUGUCCCUCGGUACAACUGUGAGCACCAGCACCUUAACUGAUGGUGCAUUCCAGCCAGUGUGCAGCGAUGCCGACACAGCAGUGAAUACACCUGAGAACAUCUCACCUAAACUGCACCAUGCUGCCAUGAGCAGGAGCAAGGAAGCACACAAAGAUGACAAGAGGAUGGCAUCUAAGAUGGCAAGUGUCCUUAAAGAGAACACCCUCAUAUGCGGAGAGAGGGAGAUGGAGCAGCUUUCUCUGCCAGAGGUUGGCUCAUGGGAGUUUGAGCUGGAAGACGAGGAGUAUCUACAUUUCCUGGAGCUAUUCCUUAGCUAUGUGCUAGAGAAAGAUACUAUGGAUUGUGGCGAUGAGCUACCUUUGCUGAGAGGCUUUUGCUUUCAGCUAAGGGAGAAGGAGUUGCAUUCUCUAACAUUUGAUGUAGUCUCUACUAUACAUCGUCGUCAAAGAGGUGUGCACAUUCUAGAGAGGAAACACUCAGGGAAGCCCCCAUCAGUGUUCAGAGCAGGCUCUUGUUACAAACCUAUAACACAAGACCCCACGCCUGAACUGCAGACUUCAUCGGUUUGGAGUGAAGAUCCUAUUUCCAGGGCCAGCAAUUCUGUCAGGUUUCAUCCUGGGCGGAGAACUGAGAAGCAGAAAGGUUUGUUCGGCCUCUGGCAUCAAAGCAGCAUCUCUCCAGCAGGAGUAAAGGAAGCCAAUCUUGGUUCUGAAACCAGCUUUGUCCAGAAUGCCUUUACCACAGAACACCCCUCAGAGAGGCUUAUACCUGACUUCUCAUCGUGUGUUAGAGCAGUGACUGACUUACAGCAGGGCCUGGAUCCUGAGCUAGAGGCCCGGUUUCCAGAGCUGGGCAGGCUGCUGGAGUGGAUGGUGCGCUGGGCUGAUAGACGGAUACUGUUAGGGCAUCAUGGUAAAAAGAAGAAAGGCAAAGCCGGUGAACCGGAUGAAGGAGUUGUGAUCCGAGUGACAACCACAGCACCUGCUAUACUCACCUCUUUAGGUUUGUUGGGGUACAGAUACGCUGCUCAACCCCAAACUGACCACUACACUUCCUACAACCAGGUUCCUGAAAUGCAGUGGACUGUUGCCCCUGUGCUGUAUUCGGAUGUGGAAGGAAAGACGGAGAAAGAGAGCAGUGUUGAUACUGGCUACCCUGGAUCCGCCAACACUCCCAUCACUGGUCCUGAUCAUAAUGUGCAAAAUGCAGAAACAUCUCUCAGUUCUGUCACAGAUGAACGAAAGGAGCAGACAUUUCCUCCUCCAGAGGAUCAGGUUCAGCUCAGUUUUGAUUCUCAUCAGAGACAUCCAGGUUCCCCACAGCAGAUGUUUAAUGACUUUGAUGGUACACCUGAAAAAGAAGACAGAAGCGGGAACUGUGAGGACGUUGAUGUGUUACAGUCUGAUUCCAGUGAGGAUACCUCUAAAGACGUCUGCACACCUGAAACGAGUUUAAAGCUAGAAGACCUAGAUUACUCAGAGAAAGAUUCAGUGUCCAGUUCCUCGUCUCAUAUUGCUCCAGUUAAUAUAAAACCUCCUGCUCCUCCAACUGUUCACACUAAACCUCCUCGUCAUGCAGAAUCUUCUGAUUUGGGUGGUGUGGCGCUCCCCAACCCCGAUGCUGAUCAAACUCGUCUCCAGCCACAGAUAUCCACAGCUGGUGUGCCCCCUGCUGAUUCUGCAACUUCUACUCAGCCUUUGAUAACUUUCCCAAUGAGACAGCGUCUUGGGGAAGACUUAUUCAGAUUAGUUCAGCACAUCAACUAUAUGAGUCUGAGCGAGGUUUUAGGAGCUACGUUUUCCAGUCUUCAGCUGGCGCAGCAGAGCUCCGCCUCUGGCAUGGACUCCUCACAGCCUAAUAUGCAUUUAUCCUCUACUUCCCAAAUAAUCCCUGAGCCAAAUGCUUUUCCAGUUCAAACCACUACCUAUGCUGUGCCUCAAACACAGGCCUGUGUGCCAAAAUCCAAAUCCGGUGACCCCCAGUUGAAUCAGACUGAGUCAUGUCAUUUUGCAGCCCAGCCUGUCAUGCAGGGAACAGGAGCCACUCUGCAUCAUAGUGAGAUGCAGCCACUCUCUGUCCAAGCAGAGUCACCUGAAAUUCAGCGAAGGGAAAAGAAGAGACUGAUCCCAUCUUCACAUGGCCUCCUGGCCACUACUGAUAGCAGUCAACACUUGCCUUCUGAAAACAUGCCACAGACUGCCUCUGCUCCACAGAUGUUGGGUCUGAAGUUACUCAAACUUCAUCACUCUGCUACUUCACAGCACAUUCCCCCACACUAUGCUACACAACACUCACAGACUCUUCACACUGCAAACCUUGAACCUCCUGAGUCCAGUCAACCUCAGGGUACAUACGAUGAUCAAUCCACUUGGAAGAAGAAAGGUGGACAGGAAAGAAAUGGGUUUUCUGUUCAAACUAAGCAUCUCAUUUUUAACUCUGAGCACAAUCUACCUCCCAAGAGCUCUCACCCACCAAUAUGGCCGUCUGCAGAGCCCGUCGGACAAGCGUUCCCUCUACUUCUUCCUGCUUUGCCGUCUUCCAUAUCUGCACCAAUGCACGGUCUUCGCCUGCUGCAGUUGCAGGACGUUCCACGUAGCAGCAUUACCUUCCCCAAACUAACUACAGCAUCUGCACCAAGACCUGCUGUUAUUUCAGCUGGAAUGACAGAAGCGUCUAUAAUUAGGCUGUUACACAUUGAGCCUGGACCCAAAAUGAUGGUACCCCAGGAAAUCCCUUCAAACUCAAUGGGUCGUCUUAUUGGUGAGUUCAGUAGUGGCGAAAUCUUGCGGCAGGGUGCUGAUGUGGCUCAGCUGCAGUUACCUAGACGAGAUCGAUCUGAUGAAAAGCUAACUAGUUCCCCCAGCUUGAGUUCAAGUAAAAGGCAGAGGAGGAGAGAAGAGAAGGCAAAGGGAAGGAAAACAGAAGUCUCAUUUCAUCUGUAUGAGUCCAUCGUCCCAACAAAAGAGGCAGCAGCACACGUACCUGAAAGUGAAGAAGCUGCAGAAAUCAAACCUGCACAGGAUAUGACAGGAUCUUCCGACCAUUUGCUGACUGGUAAGAGAUUAUUGGACAAGGCCUUCUCCACUUCCGCUGAGCUUCAUGCCUUCGCUUCUAUUAGUAAACGUCCCCUGGAGCGUCACGAUGCUUUCACCAACACAGAGCCAGCUCUUACUUCCACACUUGAGAACAAAUCUGUUUCUGUCCAGGCCUCUGUAAUGACUAGCAGCCCAAAAAUGCUAAGUCCAAAGAAUUUCACAGAAGAACCAGUUCGAGACGCCGUGGAGGACCAGCGGGAAUCAGAGAGGUUUCUGGAUUUUGCUGGCCGCCAGUUUAUAAGUGUCUUAGAUCUGGAAGAUGUGAGGCAGCAUGAAGAUUUGCUGCCAGGUCCCAGCUCUGCAGCACGAGAUGUUCCUUCUUCACCGACUUCUGCUCAGCUUCAUGUUCUUGCCACCUCUGUCAUCAGCUCUGCUGCUGCGGCUGAGCCACAAUCCUCAGCUCCAGUUCCAAACGACCUGUUGAAACCCAGAACCACCACAGAAGUCCCCGAGGCGUCUCCUUCAUUCAGUCACUCCGAGUCCAGUGGAGCUGCAGAGAGAAUCGCCUUACAAGAUGAUGCCAUGGUAGAUUCAGCUGAAUCUGAAAUCUGUCGAGCCACAAAGGCUCAGAGGCUUGUCCCUGACAGAGCCCCUUCCUCACCUUCCUCGGUCUGGUUCUACUCUCGCCUGUCAGAGCUCGACUCUCAGUUGGCUGCUUUGCAGAAUAUAGCAGAUCAUCUUGAGAUGGACUUUUCAAAUUCAAGAAUGUUGGUAAAUACAAUUGAAAAGCUCUCCUCAGACAGGGAGUCUGAUGCAAAGGUCACCACAGGAGUAAAGAAAAGUGUCAGACUCUCUGCUCCACUCAAAGCAGCAUGGACAUCGAGACCUGAUCCAGACCUCUUACCAGCAUUGAAGGAAUGUGACGAGAACAAGGAAGAGCAGGAAGAGGAACAUGUGCUUCACGACGACUCUGGCAGGCCUGCAACAAAGCCGUCUCUUCAUCGUUCAGCCUCUUUCUGUCAGAGUGGUGGCUCUUCCUAUCUUCACAUUGAUCCAGGGAUAAAAGAGCACUUCGUUGAAACCUGCAACAUAUCUCAUGAAUGGGCAGAUAGGAAUCUGGGUCAGACUGAGUUAUCCGAUACUGUGGAAAUCUUAGAUGAGCUGGUAAAGGAAGGCUACCUAUCUCCCUCUGACUGGGAUUUGGAUCCCUCUCAGACUGCACGCCAAAGCAGGAGGCAGGAACAUCCACAGCACAGCUGGACAUCACAGAAAGGUACUAUUCUUGAGGAGGAGAGGAAAGACCUGAGGAUUUGGAUGAGACGGAAACAAAGGGAAAGACUGGCUGCUUAUCAGAAACACAGACAGACCCUGAGGGAGAGGGAAAAUAAGCCGUUCUCUACCUCUUCAACAGGGCGAUCUCCAAACAGAAGACAAGCAAGCAGUGGGAGAAACAGAGAGGAAACAGAAAAGUCCAUGCUUCUGAAGCAUUACUAUCAGAGAACACAAGAGGCUUUUUCUUUGGCCAAUGACGUCCCCGCUUCUCCUGUAACCACACCCAGUUCCUCCCAGACUUACGGUCCUCCAGGUCUCUCUAGCACCUGGUCCAUUUCGGCUCCACCUCCUGGAAACCCUCUGAGGCCUCUCAUCGUAUCAGCCAAUGAUAAAAAAAGUCCUAAGUUUCAGUCAGAAGGUACCCCUCCUUGCCUGCGUUAUUCUGUUGAGAGGGGACCUUCAGAGGAUCUUCGCAGAAGACUGGGACUUCAUCGACCAGUAACCUUUUUGCCAGGGGAUCGACUGUCUCAGGUAACAAGGCGUGGUAUGCUAAGCAACACCAAGGGGAGCCAAUCCAAGCUUAAUGCAGCCAGCCAGAGUCAGGCCCAGCAUGUUGGAGUCCAAACAAAAACUGGGUUCAACAGUAGUUUUUCCAGUAGAGCUGCUUUACAAAGAGGGAACCUGAGGGAACAAAAACAAGUUAAAAAGCCUGAAGUGGUGAAACGUUCAGAAUUGACCAGGCUGGAGGCUGAGGAGGAUUCUACCUUGGUUUUGGGUGGGAUUUUAGAAGGACAGGAUGGUGCUGUCACAGGUGGAGUUUCAGAGAUGUACUGGCUGGAUGAUCUCUCUGACAGCGCAGGCAGCAGCCUAAGCAGAAUAGACUGGGCUGCCAUCGAAAAGAUGGUGGCUGUUGAAGAAGAUUAAUGUUAAUAACAAAUCUGUACAGUAAUAUAUUUUGUGUAGUACCAGAAGUGCCUAUUGGAUACACUAUAUAAUCAGAAGUAUAAAAUUGUAAAUAAAAAAAAACUAUUUCCAUCAGAAGUUAUAUAUUGAAUAUAUCUGUUGGUCUUAUUUAUAUUUGUAAUGUCUUCAGGAGUUAUCCUUAUAUUUCUAUAUUUUUGCUUCCUUAACUGUUUUUAAAAUGUUUUUAAAAGCUUCUUGUAUUUUUCUUUUUAAAUCUGUUUAAUUAAAAUACUUCAUAAUGAUAA
This is a messenger RNA of Girardinichthys multiradiatus, 10262 nucleotides long. It is a transcript of the gene cplane1, whose product is annotated as ciliogenesis and planar polarity effector 1. The transcript is spliced from 49 exons. The record is from RefSeq and is a predicted model, not a curated record. Gene Ontology annotation, cellular component: ciliary transition zone. Gene Ontology annotation, molecular function: protein binding. Lineage: Eukaryota; Metazoa; Chordata; Actinopteri; Cyprinodontiformes; Goodeidae. Gene Ontology annotation, biological process: cilium assembly. The coding region runs from base 370 to 9978 and encodes 3202 amino acids.